ACCUCCUUCACAGGACAAACCCCUGUCCAGAUCACCCAACAUUCAUUUAUAUAAUAAUGAUCAGCGGAACAACACUUUCUGGUUCAUCUAUAAAGCCCCUGGCUUCUUUAUCCCUUGACAUGGCCGUUGACCUUGACGUGGUGCUGCUCAUUUUGGCUGAACUGGACCGUGCGCAUCUCCAAAGAGCGCACGGAAUUACGCACGAGCCUAUACAAGGACAUCAAUGUCUUUAGCCCAAGAGGACUGAUAAAAACAGUCAAGAAAAUGCUUAAAAACAUCACAAACUUGCGGGUCUAUUUGCAGCCACAGAGCAGGGCUACUUAAGCGCUUCUUGUGCGUAAAAAUGACUUUUUAAUCAGCAAAUCCAUCCAGUCCAGAGAGAUAAGCACGGUGGCUACGAGAACAAUUAUCUGUUCACCAUAUUCACACAAGUCAGAAAACAAAACCAGGUACGUCACACACGCCCCACCUCUCCUCUCUCUCUCUCCCAAAUGCUUCCAGCGCGCACAGACUUUCCAUUUCACCCCUCCCCCUGACAUCACAGGAGGCAGAGGCGCUCCUUCGGUCCAAACUGCACUUACAAAGCCCUACAUUUUAUCUGUCAGCGAGGAGACCUGCAUGGACAAACUCGGGACUAAUACCCAUGUAUUCGUGCGAUUUAUGACGAUGAGGGAUUCCAGAGGUUUAACGCACCUCCAAUUACCAAAGAAAGGGCUUUCAGGCUCCAUUAUUUGCUAGAAAAAGUGUGGAAAAGCAGAAGGAGAGUGCAUGUUACUCGGCGGGCUUCAUUUCCUCGAUGCUGCAGAGCAGGAGCUGGAUGACAUGAUGCUGCAGAGUCCGCUCACCUCCACGCCGUUUUCUGUCAAGGAUAUCCUCAAGCUGGAGCAGCAGCAGCAGCAGCAGUCCGGGUCCUUGGAGCUGACGCACCGGGUCCACAGCCAGCAGCACUUGGCCUCCUCUCCUCCUCAGCAGCAGCAGCAGCAUUUCCAAACGCCGCCGUCCUGCAUGCUGGCCGGGGCCCGGGACAGCCCUUCCUUCUCGGACGGGGAAGACAACCUGGCUUACCUCAGCGCGCUGGCGGUGCGUGAGGAGGACCGCGGGGAGACCAGCCUGUCCCCGGACAUGUACGUCCAUCCCGGCCUGCAGGGAGCCAAGCUGGAGGCCGCCGAGCUGGAGGAGCAGGAGAGCAAGAACUGCGGGCUGUUAUCCAGGGAAGAGGCAACAGAGGGCGGGCAGGGCGACUCGGAGAGGCCGGUGCAGAAGCAGAGAAGCCGGCGGAGACCCAGGGUGCUCUUCUCCCAGGCGCAGGUCUUCGAGCUGGAGCGGCGCUUCAAGCAGCAGCGCUACCUGUCCGCCCCGGAGCGAGAGCACCUGGCGAGCACCCUCAAACUCACCUCGAACCAGGUGAAGAUCUGGUUCCAGAACCGCCGCUAUAAAUGCAAAAGGCAGCGGCAGGACAAGUCUCUGGAAGCGGCGGGGCAACACCACCCUCCGCCGCCGCGGCGCGUCGCCGUGCCGGUGCUGGUCCGUGACGGGAAGCCGUGUUUGGGCAGCGCGCAAAGUUACACCGCCGCUGCUCAGUACGGACCCAACCCGUACAGCUAUAACGGAUAUCCGACCUACACAUACAACAGCCCCGCUUACAACAGUAACUACAGCUGCACGUACACCAGCAUCCCCGCCCUUCCUCCGUCCAGCACCCAGAACGCUUUCAUGAACAUGAACUUGGGAAACGUGAGCGGCCUCGGCGGCUCUCCACAGCCCCAAACACACCAAGGGACAGCGGUCACGUCCUGUCAGGGCUCCCUGCAGGGCAUCCGGGCCUGGUAGUCUCACCGGAACUGAACUGGGGUCCAUUUUCACUGAGCUCUUUAACUUUUGGUCAACCCACAACCUUUUUAGACGUGUGUAUUAACCUGGUCAAAAUGUCUCAGAACAGUAUUGGUUUUAUAAUGAAUGUGCGUUUGGAUCCACCUGUCUAAGAAUUAUAAACAGAGUGAGAGCGCGUCCCGGCUGGCUGUCACACAGUGGCAUCUCAACAGAAUCAGCUUGGGUGAUUUGUUUUUUUGCGGCCCAAUAAUUGAUGGUGCUGUAGUUUGGCAGCGGCAGGACUCAAGCACAAGUUUGCGCAUUUUCUUGUUAUCUGGACUCAAGCAGAAGAAGACUGGGCUUUGAAAUGUUUUGAACGUGGUAUAUUUUAGGCUAUGGAAAGACUGAACUGCAUUAACGUGUUUUUGGUUCAACAGAGAAUUGUUUUAGUCUAUUUCACAUCUAUUCAAAUAAACCCGAGAG
Molecule: messenger RNA, 2292 nt
Organism: Acanthochromis polyacanthus (spiny chromis)
Lineage: Eukaryota; Metazoa; Chordata; Actinopteri; Pomacentridae
Product: homeobox protein Nkx-2.5-like
Exons: 2
Coding region: 769-1830 (353 amino acids)
Biological process (GO): regulation of transcription by RNA polymerase II; cell differentiation
Cellular component (GO): nucleus
Molecular function (GO): RNA polymerase II cis-regulatory region sequence-specific DNA binding; DNA-binding transcription factor activity, RNA polymerase II-specific
Source: RefSeq, a predicted model, not a curated record